Meira miltonrushii is the source of this 1548-nucleotide messenger RNA. RefSeq names its product DnaJ-domain-containing protein. Gene Ontology annotation, biological process: cellular response to misfolded protein. Gene Ontology annotation, cellular component: endoplasmic reticulum membrane. The transcript has a single exon. Bases 117 to 1472 code for a protein of 451 amino acids. Gene Ontology annotation, molecular function: Hsp70 protein binding. The record is from RefSeq and is a predicted model, not a curated record. Lineage: Eukaryota; Fungi; Basidiomycota; Exobasidiomycetes; Exobasidiales; Brachybasidiaceae.
CAGCAGCUUCUAAACUGAGUUAAAGUCAGAAGAUAAAGGUCUAGGUCCAAUCGUUCAUUCUUCCUUUCUCUAUCAUCUCUCUUUGUCGCCGGCUAGACUAGUUGACUUGACAAAUCAUGUCAUCUCCAGAAGAUGGUGCAAAGGCAUAUGCAUUGGCUAUGAAACAUAGUCAAUCAGGUAAUUUAGAAUCAGCAUUAAAAUGGACAAAAAAAGCAUUGAGUAUCGAUCCAGGUUUAACAAAAGCAAAAAUUUUAUUAACAAGUUUGGAAAAAGGUCAUAUGCCUGGAUAUGAAGAAGGAAGUAGUAGUUCGGCAGCAGGUUCAACAGGAAAGACAAAUGGAAUGAAUGGACAUGCCAGCGCAGAAGGAUUAAAGAAACGUGCUACUGCAAGUUCAACAAGAGAAUCUCCAAGUACACCACAGCGGGAAUACACCGAAGUGCAGAUGAAGAUUGUCACUCAAGUGAACAAGUCAGGCAGAGAGAAUGACUACUACGGAGUAUUAGGGCUAAAAAAGUCCGAUGAACCAGAUGAAAAUGCAAUCAAAAAGGGAUAUAGAAAGCUAGCCUUGCAAUUACAUCCUGACAAAAAUGGAGCGCCAGGAGCAGAUGAAGCUUUCAAAAUUGUGUCUAAAGCAUUUACAAUUUUAUCAGACGCUGAUAAAAGGGCAAUGUAUGAUCGAUAUGGAGGAGAUCCUGAUUCCCGCGGAGGAGGCAGCAGUGCAGCAGGAAGAGCUUCCGGAUUUGGAGCAGGAGGUCCCGCGUUCCGAACGUAUGGCAAUGGAAUGGGAGGAGCAGAGAUUGAUCCUAAUGAUCUGUUCAAUAUGUUCUUCGGUGGAGGUAUGGGUAAUGGAUUCGGAGGGACAACUUUCUCGUUUGGGGGACCGGGUGGUGUGCACAUGCAUCAAUUUGGCGGGGGAAAUGCAUUCCAUGCACGUCAAGCACGUCAAGGUCCUAGAAGAGCUGCAAACAAUAAUGAAUCAACUCCAAUGCUUUUACAACUUCUUCCACUUUUGAUUCUUGGUUUAUUCAGUCUUCUUUCUUACGCUCCAACACUUUUCUCUACGCCCGAUCCGCAAUUCGAUUGGACUCCUUCAGCCCAUUUCCGAACAGAACGUCAUACGCCAACGCAUAAUGUCAAAUAUUAUGUUGAUCAAAGUACUUGGCAUACCCAUCCUUGGGUAGCAGCUGCUGCAAAAAUCAACGCAAAAGAUUCAGCCGUUCAAGCUGAAGCAAAUCGAGCAUCAUCAAAAUUGCAAGAUUUCGAACGAAGGGUAGAAAAUCAAUUCAAAAAUUCAUUAUAUCGUGAUUGUCAACGCAGACGUGAAUAUCAGGAAAGAAGGAUCAAUGCCGCUCAAGGAACGCUCUUUGGUAUCGGAGCAGAUCGAGAGGCAGAAAAACGAAUUCGAUCUGAAAGGUAUGACAGCUGCGAAAGACUCAAAGAUUUCGGAAUCAAUUUUGGUAUUCAGAUAUAGUUCAAAAUCAUUCUCACACUUGCAUUCGAUUUCAUGUUUAAUUUAUCAUUCAUUCAAUAGACUUUCACACAAUCUU